This is a messenger RNA of Miniopterus natalensis, 2284 nucleotides long. RefSeq names its product exonuclease 5 (gene EXO5). Gene Ontology annotation, molecular function: single-stranded DNA 5'-3' DNA exonuclease activity. Lineage: Eukaryota; Metazoa; Chordata; Mammalia; Chiroptera; Miniopteridae. Gene Ontology annotation, biological process: interstrand cross-link repair. Gene Ontology annotation, cellular component: nucleus. The record is from RefSeq and is a predicted model, not a curated record.
GCUGCGUUUGGAGCUCAGGGGUCCUUCCCCGCCGUCGCCGCGUCCCGCCCCCGCCUCCCCGGGUGGCGGCGGCUCGUCCCCUCUGCCCGCGCGGGCCGGGCUCCUGUAGUUUCUGGACCUUUCACCCUCGGGAGACCCUGCGCUCCGCUGGGACCCCUUCCGGAGGCCGGCGACCCCUUGCUGCCGUCCCCAACUCCUCCAGGACAUUGUCGGAAGCGCUCGGCAACCUCAGGGCAAGCGUGGAACUCCCGGGGGCCGCGGUGUGGGGCGCGUGGAAAGGCACCUCCUGCAGGCCAACGUCCCCGGAGCCCGAAGCCCGGCUGCUCCGAGCCAGUCGGACGCUGAGGCCGCGCAGGCAGCACCGUGACCUGCGGUCCCUGCCCGAGCUUCUCCUCUGAGCUUGGGGCUGGAAGAGGGAACCGACCGCGGAGGUCCGGGGGGACCUUGGUUAUUUUUCAUCCCUUUGCUUGCCAGGAACAGGGAUUGGAUGAAGUAGCUGCAUCCAGGGUCUGGGGAGAUUGGAGGAGUCGCGGAGGACUUGCCCCUGGAGAGAGGCUUGUGCAGUGCGGGUCACAGAGGAGGAACCGCCAGUGUGUGGGGUUGGUCGGGUGAGAAAGGACCGAAGUCCUCGUUCUCCCACAGCAAGCCCAGAGCUGCUAACCUGGAGCCUUGGAUGCAGACCUGGCCUUUCAGAGCUCCUCUCCCCUCCCCCAGCCUUGUCAUUUCAGCAUUCCUCUCGCCCUGUGGGGAGGAAGGCCAACCAAGUCCCAGGGCCUAGCCCAGUCCAGAGCUGUGCCAUGGCAGAGACUGGGGAAGAGGAAGCGGUGUCAGCAGAGGCCUCAGGGUUCUCAGACUUGAGUGACUCGGAAUUUCUGGACCUGGAAGAUACCCAGCAGGCAAGUGCUUCACUUAGCAAGCCUGGUCCUUCUUCUGAACUCCCUGGGAAGGAUGGCAAGCCCAUAAGCUUACCAAAGUGGAAAGGAGGAUUGGAUGUCUCAUCACCCAUGGAGCGAUUCCACCUUAAGUAUUUGUAUGUGACUGACCUGUCUACUCAGAACUGGUGUGAACAGCAAAUGGUAUAUGGGAAGGAGCUUCCUGGUUUCUUGGCACCUGAGAAGGCAGCUGUUUUGGACACUGGUGCCAGCAUCCACCUGGCUAGAGAACUAGAAGUUCAUGAUCUUGUGACUGUCCCUACUACCAGCAAAGAAGAUGCAUGGGGAAUUAAGUUUCUGAAUAUGUUAUCAAUGAUUCCUACCCUGCAGUCAGAAGGGCGCAUCAGAGAGUUUCCAGUGUUUGGAGAAGUAGAGGGUGUGCUUCUUGUUGGAGUGAUUGAUGAGCUUCACUAUACACCCAAGGGGGAACUGGAACUGGUUGAACUCAAGACACGCAGACGCCCCAUGCUCCCUCUGGAAGCUCAGAAAAAAAAAGACCGUUUUCAAGUCAGCCUGUACAAAUAUAUCUUUGAUGCUAUGGUACAAGGGAAAGUGACCACUGCUAGCCUAAUCCACCACACAAAAUUGCAUCCAGAAAAGCCACUGGGACCUUCAGUGCUGAGGCAUGCCCAGCAGGGAGGCUUCUCUGUGACGUCCUUGGGUGACCUCAUGGAACUGGUCAUCUUGUCUUUAACACUGUCUGACCUUCCAGUCAUUGACAUUCUGAAGAUUGACUAUAUCCACCAAGAGACUGCCACUGUGCUGGGUUCAGAGAUCGUGGCCUUUGAAGAGAAGGAGCUGAGAGGCAAAGUGCAGCACUAUGUGGCCUACUGGAUGGGCCACCGAGAGCCUCAAGGGGUUGAUGUAGAGGAGGCUUGGAAAUGCCGGACAUGCAACUAUGCAGAUAUCUGUGAGUGGAGGAAGGGUGGUGGGGUGCAUAGCUCCAUGCUAGAGCCCCAGGCCAAAACCAAAUGAAAAGAAGUUAUGCCUUAAGGGACUUUGACCCUUCCUGCUUCUGAUGUACUCAGUAGAGUAAAAGAGGACCAGUUGCUGAGCUGGGCUUUCAUGGAGAGUAUUUUAUUUUGGUUCUUUUCAUAUUUUCUCAACCUCUAACCAUUCAAAUCUAGGACCAAGGCUCGGGUGAGUGGGAGAGAUCUGGGAUUAUACUAUAGUUGGGGCUUUGGCAUAGAUUGCCAAGAAGACAGACGCUCGUCAUGGCUGGAACAAAGGUAUCCUUCAGCAAUCACUGCUUUCCUAAGAAGAUUCUUUAGCUUCUGUUAAGUUUUGUCCUUAUUUUUUCUCAAUUAAGGCUUUCUACAUUUUAUAUAAUAAAAUAAAAUGAAACACUGCCA